Molecule: messenger RNA, 1641 nt
Organism: Tripterygium wilfordii
Lineage: Eukaryota; Viridiplantae; Streptophyta; Magnoliopsida; Celastrales; Celastraceae
Product: ATP synthase mitochondrial F1 complex assembly factor 1-like
Exons: 4
Coding region: 461-1177 (238 amino acids)
Biological process (GO): mitochondrial proton-transporting ATP synthase complex assembly
Cellular component (GO): mitochondrion
Source: RefSeq, a predicted model, not a curated record
GCUAUUGGGCCUUAAGUUUUUAGAAGCCUAAAUUGUGUCGGUGAUGUAGAUUAUUUAACGGAAGCCCAAAGCGAACAAAAUCCGCCGAACUCUGAGAAGGCCCAGAAGGGACGAAGUGGGAGUCACCGACUCACCGAUCACGUACCCUUCCCCCCAUCUGGACUGUAUCGGGGUGGAUGAGCACACAGACGGCGCCGAUGUCAGUCUGAUUAGCAGCAAAGAUUCGAUAGUGUGUAACCACGACGGAUCCCUAGAACCCAAAUCGACAACAUAACACAACCCAUCUUCUUCUUCAACUUCAAAUUCCUCCAAGACAACACUUGAAAUCAGCCCCAUCUUUUUCUUCUUCUUCUUUGCUGGUUUCUCCUUUGCACUUGGUUGGAAAUGUUGGACAAAAUUACUGAGAGGCCUCGCACUUAAAAUCAAACAGCACACAACAAUAGUUCUUUCAUUUUACACGAUGCAGCGUUUAUCGGCUACACGCUCGAGAAUACACUCUCUGCUGACAUCAAAACGAGCUCUGUCAAAAUUAUCUGUGCAACCAAAACUCCGAACGCUGCAAGCUGAACCAAUUCCAGGCAAUUUCCUUAAAUGGGUAUCGCUCGGAUCCAGCAGGAAUUCGAGUUUUGCCACAGGGUUCAAUCCGUUGCAGCGGAAGCCAUUGGAUUCAAUUAUGGAUAUCGAGCGGGCUAAGAACCGGUCACCUGAGGACCUUGCUUCGAUAUGGGAUGAUUAUCACUUGGGACGUGGUCAUAUCGGUGCAUCUAUGAAAGCCAAACUCUAUCACUUGUUCGAGCAAAGAGCAGCAGAUUGCAAGUAUUUUGUUAUCCCUUUGUGGAGAGGAAGUGGUUAUACGACAAUGUUUGCUCAAGUGCAAAUGCCACACAUGCUUUUCACUGGUCUGGAGGAUUACAAGGCAAAAGGAACUCAAGCUUCACCCUAUUUCACAGUAACUUUUUAUAAUGAAUUUGCAGAAGACAAGGAUUUGGUGCUUAUCCGUGGAGAUGUUGUUUUCACCAGCAAGCUCAGUGACACAGAUGCGAAAUGGCUUUUAGAGACCACUCAAUCAUUUUAUUUAAAUGAUGUGAGGUACAAGCUGGUCGAACAGUUCAAUAAAGAAGCUCGUAGUUUUGAGUUCAAGGAUGUCCUACGAGCUUUGGAUAUGCCCAUGUUGUGAUUAGUACCUAAGGAACCAGGAUGGCUUGGGAAUUAACUACUAAUCACAUUGUGUUUGGGCAUGUACCGGUGAAAUAGAUUGCUUUUGACCUUUUUUUUAGUCCUGUCAACAAGGGUUUAGGCCUGGACCCAGACCUGUUUAGCAGGAUGCAUAGAAAAUAAUGGGCUCACAAACAGUUGCAUAUUUGAUCACUCAUUUUAGAGGCUGCUAAACCAGAGGUAACUUUAUCAUUGUCAUUGUAUCUUUGCUACAAAGAAGCUCAAUGUAGGUUCUUACUAUGUUUGCCCACUUACAGCAACUGCUGUUAUGGAGUUUAUGAUUAGCCUGUAAUCAUAUGUAAUGAACAACUUUGGGGAUGGGAACGUCAGAAUUUGGUUCUUUGCCCUUUUCCAAUCUGUUGCAGAUUCUAUAUCUUGUGUUGAAUUGUUGACCUGUUAUAACGUAAGCUAUGUCGUCUUGCCUGA